ACCAUUCCCGGCCAAGUAAACCGCCUACAGUCGCAUCCUCACCGCCUACAGUCGCAUUCUCACCGCUUCCGCCUGCUCUCCAUCGGCGAUGGCCGCUGCCGCCGCCGCCGCUACCCUUCGCCUCCCCUUUACCCUCCCACCUCGUGUCCUUCCGCGCUAUUCCAGUGGAGUUCGGCCUGGUAUCUUCGCCGCCUCGCGGUCCUUCUCUCCCCUCACCCGUCGCCUCCGCCUCCACCGACUCAAACCUGCUCGCCCGGGUCUCCCCAAGUUCCAAGUCAGAUCCGCACGGGCCGAGUCUCAAGUCGUCACUCUCGGCUCCCGAGCUCCCCAUUUCGAGCUUUCGGAGCCUCUAACGGGAAAAAUUUGGACCUUGGAAGAUUUCGAGUCUUGCCCCGCGCUUUUGGUGAUGUUCAUUUGCAACCAUUGCCCAUUUGUUAAGCACUUGAAGAAGGAUAUUGCCAAGCUUACAAGUUUCUAUAUGGGGAAGGGGCUUGGUGUAGUUGCUAUCUGUUCAAAUUCCAUCAUUACUCAUCCACAGGAUGGACCAAUGCUUAUGGCUGAAGAAGCUAAACUGUUUAAGUAUCCUUUUCCCUAUCUGUUUGACGAGUCGCAAGAUGUUGCCCGGGCAUUUGGAGCUGUAUGCACGCCAGAAUUUUUUCUCUUUAAAAAGGAUGGAAGAAGGCCAUUUGAGCUGUUUUAUCAUGGGCAGUUUGAUGACUCACGACCUAACAACAAUGUGCCUGUAACAGGAAGAGACUUGAGUCGUGCAAUAGAUUGUGUUCUCAGUGGCCAAGUCUUAUCUUCUGCACAAAAGACAAGUGUUGGAUGUAGCAUAAAAUGGCACCCUUGAGAUGGAUUCUUCUCCCCAUGAUGUUACAAAUUCCCAGCACUGAAAAGGAGUUUUAAUUCUGUGAAUUGGCAGCUUCAAAUUUUGUGUUCGGUAGUUAAAUGCUGGGAAACACAGACUUCUUUUCUGGGGCUACCACUGUAUGUAGACAGAAAAGGUCUGUUUAUAUAUUCAAUGCAAAAAUAUGGUUUGCAUAAAUACAUCAAGAAUUUGUUCUUGAAUAAUUAGUAAAUUUGUACAUUUUAUAAUUCGUUAUUGCAAA
Messenger RNA from Zingiber officinale, 1109 nucleotides. RefSeq lists its product as uncharacterized. The record is from RefSeq and is a predicted model, not a curated record. The coding region runs from base 89 to 850 and encodes 253 amino acids. Gene Ontology annotation, molecular function: oxidoreductase activity; antioxidant activity. Lineage: Eukaryota; Viridiplantae; Streptophyta; Magnoliopsida; Zingiberales; Zingiberaceae. The transcript has 10 exons.